Mya arenaria is the source of this 674-nucleotide messenger RNA. RefSeq names its product ribonuclease Y-like. NCBI's taxonomy places the organism in Eukaryota, Metazoa, Mollusca, Bivalvia, Myida, Myidae. The coding region runs from base 185 to 607 and encodes 140 amino acids. The record is from RefSeq and is a predicted model, not a curated record. The transcript has 10 exons.
GCAAACAAUACAAAUUAUUGGUUCAUUUUAAGAGUGUCUGCACGCAGUAAAUAGCCAGUUUAAUUAUUAUUACAAAUACUAAUUGCAUCUAUCAUUGGUAUUUCAGAUUAGGACGGACUAAGUAUAUAUCUUUUACAGAGAUUGUCUUUCAAGUAGGGAGCAGAUCUUGAUCCGAGGCGACACAAUGCACGACAGUGAAAUGGACGAAACAGAAGAGGAAGGCCAAAAGUAUACUGAAGAAUUUAUUCGACAUACAAUCGAACGAGAAACGCAAAGUAUUGAGGCUCUUAAAAGGGACACAACACAGCUUUCAGAGAGGAUACGAAGUCAGGAAGAAGAAAUACGAACAGCUAGAGAACAGGAAACGAAGCUGAAAGAAAAAAUAGAGAAACUGGAGAAGGAAUGUACCGAACUAAAGAACAGUUCAGAUGAUGCUCUAGCAACAAAGGAGAGAGAAUUAAAAGAAACAAAACAAGAGUUAAAAGAAAAGAUGACAUACAAGGAAAGAGUUUUAAUGGAAUACAAAGAACAAUACAGAAUAAAAGAUGAGGCGUUAAGGAGAUUCAAAGAAAAGUCAAGUCAGAUGAACACAGAGCUGAUGGAUUAAGACUACAAGUGCAGAGAUAUCAAAGGUUAAAAAUGAGACUUUCAGAAAAGGAAGAGGAACUUAAAAG